Gamsiella multidivaricata is the source of this 966-nucleotide messenger RNA. Its product is annotated as metal-dependent protein hydrolase. NCBI's taxonomy places the organism in Eukaryota, Fungi, Mortierellomycota, Mortierellomycetes, Mortierellales, Mortierellaceae. The transcript is spliced from 4 exons. The record is from RefSeq and is a predicted model, not a curated record. The coding region runs from base 1 to 966 and encodes 321 amino acids. Gene Ontology annotation, cellular component: nucleus; cytoplasm.
AUGACCAAAAUUAUUGGCACCCAUAACGGACACUUUCACUGCGAUGAGGCCCUUGCAGUCCAUAUGCUCCGCCAGACCAAGGAGUUUAAAGACGCAGACCUUGUGCGCACGCGCGACUCGACCAAGUUGGCAACAUGCGACAUUGUGGUGGAUGUAGGGGGUGUGUACGAUCCUGCGACCCAUCGUUAUGAUCAUCACCAGCGUGGCUUCACCGAGGUCUUUGGCGGAAAGUUUGAUACCAAGCUCAGCAGUGCCGGUCUUGUCUACAAGCAUUUUGGAAAGGAGAUUAUUGCUUCGAUCCUUAACCUUGAAGAAUCCGACAGCAAGGUUGAAUUGCUGUACAACAAAGUCUACGAAAACUUUGUCGAAGCCCUCGACGGCGGCGAUAACGGGAUCUCGCAGUACCCCGCAGACAUCAAACCCAAGUACCGUGUCGGCACUGCUCUCCCUCAACGCGUUGCGGGUCUCAACCCCUGGUGGAACCAAAAGGAUGUCGAUAUUGACGCUCAGUUCCUGAAGGCCGUCAGCAUGACCGGCCAGGAUUUCAUAGACGCAGUUCGUUAUUUGGGCCUGUCCUGGUUACCCGCACGCGAUCUGGUCGUCAAGGCGUUGGAUCAGCGGAUGGAUAUUCACCCUUCAGGAAAGAUUCUGGUGUUCGAGCAGUCUUGCCCCUGGAAGGAACAUUUGUUUAACCUGGAGAAGGAACUGUGUGUGGCAGAAAAGGCGAUCUAUGUGUUGUACCCGGACGACAAUGGACAGUGGCGGGUUCAGUGUGUGCCACCCUCGCCAGAGAGUUUCGAGUGCCGAAAGGCGUUGCCGCAGGAGUGGAGAGGGUACAGAGAUGAGGAAUUGAGUCAACGAAGUGGGAUUCCAAAUUCGGUCUUUGUCCAUAUGGGUGGGUUCAUUGGUGGAAACAAGACUAAAGAGGGGGCCUUGGACAUGGCCGUCAAGGCCUUGGAGUUGUAA